GUCGCAGCACGUCCCAUGUGCAAGUCGUCCUCUUCCUCUCCCAGCAGGAAGGCAGACUGUGGGAGCUAAGCAAAAUCUUCCUAGAUAACUUGGACAAGAGCAUGUUUGAACGCAAAAGGCAAAUGAAGAAUGAGUGAGAAGUCAGAUGGGGACAGAGAAAAUUUCAGAAAAGUGUGAUAAAUGAAGCAGUGUGGCUCUUCUGAGUGUUUAUGGGCUCAGAUGUUUCGUUGAGCAGAAGGAUAAUGUGCAUCCCCCCAUCCACCUUGAGAACAGCAGCACUGACUGCUCCCAUCCCCUUUCCCUGCCAUCACUGCCAGCAGAACUUCAUAGCCAUGAAUUCCUGCAGUUUGUAAAUGUGCACAGACUGCCAGAGCCCUUGUCUACUGGGCUCACUGCUGUCCUGGAUGAUGUUUGUCUGCAAGCAGCUGCCCUGACAGAUGCUCCUUCUGCCCAAGCUGCCCACCCUGUGCACAGAGCUGGUCACAGGCGCUGGACGCGUUCAGACUACCAAGGGAUUCAGGCACCCUUCAGUCAUGGGCUUCUGUGCUCUUCCAGCUGGCAGGCAGGCAGGCAGGUUGUUGCUCCUUGCUUUAAAAAUAUGGUGGCAUCUGACUCAUUUUCAAUCUGUACUGUUCCAGAUUUCUCAGUCUUCAAGUAUGCCUGUGUCCCUUUGUGAUGGGUCAUAAUUCAGUGGCUUCUCAGCACUGCGCUGAGUCUCUCUGAUGUGUUUGGGUUCUGCAGCUCCACAGGCUAUAUUCCCAUUUGUUGGGCUACAUGAUUGCAUGAGCAUCCAGCAGCUCUCCCCCAAAGACUGGACGUGUGCUUAGGAAACCAGUUAUUGGAGAGACUCCCAACAGACUGCAGCAGCAACGUGGGUGAUCAGCAGCAGAGGUAGCUGCCAGCUGAUGGGCAGGAUUUGCAAGACGACAUCUUAUUCUCUGUCGUCACUCAAAGCCUUGUGGGCAGCAGGCAAUGUGUGUUGGAACUCCCUUUGCUUGCAGCAUGUAGCAGGGCUAAUUUAAUUAAAUGUGAUCAAACGUGGGUUUGCUGGGAUUGUGUAGGAGAGGUGCUGGGUUGACUUAGCGCUGGCCGUGAUGGUAGAUGAUCAUGUGUCUGAGGUAGUACAGGUCCCCACCUCACUUCAUUUAGGCCAGGACUGUAUCAUCUCCUGGUGUAAUGGGUACGUUACUGUGCAAGGCUAGUCUCAUUGCAGGUCUGGUCGGAAUGCUGAAGAAAAAUAAAAGCAGAUUAUUCUGUAUGCAGAGAAGGGCUGCUGGACUGGUCAGGUAAAUGGAGGAGGCCGGAAAGACAAAAAUCCAGAAAGGAUCAUUGUUUAUAAGUUGGUUAAGAGAAUAAAUUCCAGGAGGAUUGAGAGUUGCAGAAGUUUUGAGACAGAGGGAAUAGAGUGGCAAUAAAUAAAUUAAGGCCAAAAAUGAGAAUGUUUCUGACCAUACAGAGGUGUGCUGAGAACAUAAAGGUGACGGUGGGAACCGUCUCUGUCAGCGUGGCACUCGUGCAGUGGAAGAGUGAUGGCCUUGCAGAACAGCCUCUUGUGAUCCCUUCUGUAACAGGCUGAGCGUGAGCAUCUGAAGGAAAAAGCAAACAUCAACUUUAGGUGUUGUGCUAAGGCAGUUUACAACAGUAUUUGUAUUUAUUAGAGAUGAUGGGUCAUAGCGAGGUUAUCUGGACUGAGCAUGGCUUUGAACUAUGCACAGCAUCUCUCCUUUUCUGUUUGACAAUCCUAAUUUCAGUCCUUAAGCCAGCCUUAGCCUAUCCUUAUUGCAUCUCUAAAAGCAGCUGGUUGCCUAAUUCCUUUUAACAUUUGUUGUGAAGUGUUGUUUGGUGAGAAGGGAGUUGGGAGGUGGGCAGCCUCGGCUGUGAGUGACAUCUCCUGGCGCGCAGAGCUGCCUGUGACAGUACGAUGUCGGCUGGAGGAGCAGCUUCCUAUUUGUCUUGAGGCUCUGGAAGACACUGGGGAUGAUCCCGCUUCCUUGCCUUCACACAGAGUUGCCUCCCAUGCUGGUGUGGUCCUUCCUGGGUUAUUCACCAAGAGCAACAGGAUUUCUGCAGCAAAACUGCUGUUAGCUGGAAUGGCUGCCAACUUCAUUCUCAGUUGACAGCUAACUCGGAGACAAAAAGGAUAUUAGAUCUGUUUAUGUUCUGGGACCUGCACCACUCACUGGAUGGAACCAGUGGUAGCCCCUACAAUAAAACAGAGACCAAAAUUAGAAACAGAGAUGCCUGAGCAGCUGGGCUGUGCUCAAACAUCUGGAGAGAGCUUAAUACCUGCACAGCUGGGCAGGGCUCCAGCACCAGGUGGCUCUGAGCUUUGGGGUGGAGAAGAAGAGAAGCAGUGUCAUUUCUGUGCCUACUUAUGGCCUUAUGUGAUGUUUUUAUCACCACUUACAGUGGGCAGUAUGGAAGAAGGAGCAGAGAUCUGUCUCUCUUUGGGUUCUGGCUGGGCACAGAGACAGAAGAUCAUGCCUGCUUGGUCUUCAGCUGAGGAAAACUGCUAGUGGAAGAAAAGUCCUGGGGCCUGGCAAUCAGAGGUGCUACAGGGUUAAGUACUGCUCUGCUUGGUGGAGACUGAGGAGUGUUUGCACAGCAUUCAGAGUCGUGGGGUGCAAAGGAGCUGCAGGAGUCUAGGGAAUAAGUUAAUUCUUUAGCUACUGCAGAACCUGCAAUUAUGCCUAGAGCUGAUGGAGGUAAUCAAGUGUGCAGAAAAGGGAAAUUGUUCAAAUACCUCACCUUUCUGAGCAAAUGGCAGACAUGCUCAGUGCUAUCAUAACCUGAGCCAACUACUCUCUCCAAUAAGAAGAAAAGUCUCCCAGCUGUCAUGCUCUGUUGUUUCUAAUCACUUCAAGCCAUCAGUUCUGGGGCCUUUUCAAGUAAAGCUGUAUAAAAUGCAUUCUUACCUCCUACUGUCUGGAUGGAUUUGGAGCAUUGAACCAGUAUCACCUGAGGGUUGGAGAAUGACCUCUGGAACUCCAGUUCUGGCAUGCAGAUGCAGAGCAGUCACAGGUACCAAACCAAAGAUGUCCUGGACAAGAAAGAUUCUACUCAUCCUGGGAUUCCUCUCUACUUUGGCUGUAAUUGCUUUAAUUGCUGUAGCAGUGACCCAAAACAAGCCACUUCCGAAGAAUAUUAAGUAUGGGAUCGUGCUGGAUGCGGGGUCAUCCCACACUAACCUGUAUGUGUACGAGUGGCCAGCAGAGAAGGAGAACGACACUGGAGUGGUGCAGCAGGUGGAGGUGUGUAAAGUCGAAGGCCCCGGGAUCUCAGGUUACUCCCAUGCCACGGAGGAGGCAGGUCCCUCUCUGGCACAGUGCCUACGACAAGCAGAAGGGGUGAUUCCCUCAAAGCAGCACCAAGAGACACCCGUCUACCUCGGAGCAACUGCUGGCAUGCGGCUUCUCAGCUUGGAGAAUAAAAGUGCAGCUGACAAAGUCUUGUCCUCAGUAGAGAAGACACUACGCUCAGCUCCCUUCAACUUCCAGGGUGCCAGAAUCAUCAGUGGUCAGGAAGAAGGAGCCUAUGGAUGGAUCACCAUUAACUACCUGCUGGGCAAUUUCAAGCAGUCUGGCUGGACAAAACUUCUACAUUCCCUGAGAUCCAUAAGUGAGACAUCAGGAGCACUAGACCUCGGAGGAGCCUCAACACAGAUUACCUUUGUACCAAAUGAAUUCUCUUCUGAGUCCCCAGAGAACCUGCUCUACUUCCGUCUCUAUGGCAAGGAUUACCUAGUGUACACGCACAGCUUUCUCUGCUAUGGGAAGGACCAGGCUCUGCAACAGAAACUGGCCAGGGACCUACAGACCGUGGAGAACAGCAGCCUCUCUGAUCCGUGCUUUCACCAGGGGUAUCAGAGGACUAUAAAUAUAAGUGAUCUCUUCAAAAACCCUUGUACGUCAGCCAAGGAAAAGCAAUUCCCUUUCAGCCAGCUGUCCAUACAGGGAGAGGGGGAUUAUCAAAAGUGCCGAAGAAAUAUCCUGAAACUCUUUAACAAAACCAAUUGUCCUUACUCCAGUUGCUCCUUCAAUGGGAUAUACCUACCUCCGUUACAAGGGGAUUUUGGGGCUUUUUCUGCUUUCUACUUUGUGAUGAACUUUUUGAACCUGACCAGUGAACAAAGCCCCGUUGCCCUGGACAAAGUUGCCAGCACCAUUGAGAGCUUCUGCGCCCGGCCUUGGCAUGAGGUGAAGACAGCAUAUCGCCAAAUAAAAGAAAAGUACCUGAGCGAAUAUUGCUUCUCAGGAGCCUACAUCCUGUCCCUCCUGGAAAAUGGCUAUGAAUUCACUGAAAAGAACUGGCAAAGGAUCCACUUCCUCGGAAAGAUUGGCAGCAGUGAUGCGGGCUGGACCCUGGGCUACAUGCUGAACCUGACCAACAUGAUCCCUGCGGAGGAGCCUGCUGUGCCCCCUCUUUCCCAUGGCAGCUAUGUGGGGCUGAUGGUGCUGUGCUCCCUCGUGCUGGUGUCCAUGCUCCUGUUUGCCUGGCUUCUCUUCCACAAGCCCAAGUGCCUGCAGAAGGGGAUUGUUUAGGAAGAGCCUUGGGGGACAGGGGCCAUGUCACCCUGACUGCUCAGGGCUAGGAGACCCUGGCAGAGCAGGCUGUACUGAAGAGCCCCUCUCGCCUCUCACUGAAGUUACUGACUGCACAACAAGGGCAUUUAUUUCUUCUGACUCACACUUGCACUGACAGACGUUGGGACAUCAGGCUCGCCACCUCUCUCUCUGCCAAGGACAGACAAGCAGGUGUCCCCUCCUUGAAUGGGUCGUACUUUCAUUCAAUGAAACUUUGCUGCUUGUUGGUUUUUGCCUUGUGCACAGCAUUAUAAAGAGAAAAGUGGCAGCAAUCUUUGGGAGCUGGUGCUCCUGCAAGGGUAAUCUCAGGGUCACACAUCCCACUGAGCUCUUGGGAGUGAUCACACAUGGGGUGAUCCUGCUCCUCCUCCACUGAAGCUGUUCCCGACAGCCCUUCCCGCACCAGCACACCUCCGCUCGCCUCCCCGCACCCUGAGCCCUUGCAGCCCUACAGCUGGGUACGGCCAUCUGCACCCGGCUGGCUCCCGAAGGCUGGGCAGGCUCCCAAAUGCCACUCUGGGAAACGAAGGGAUGAGGAUGAAGAAACUGAGUGUGCUGGUGGUCAUCUGCCCUUAGCUGGGCUCUGGUGGCUGUCUGCUCCUUUUGCAGGUGGCAAGAAGCCUCUUUCCCACGUCUUCCUGAUGUUGUUGCUGGACCAAAGCUGGCUCACCGUUAACACUGAGCCAUUCCCAUGUCCCUAGGGUACAUCAAGACACGAGUUCGCAGCCAGGCAUCGCUGAUUUUUGUAGGAACAGUUCAUACUGGCCAAGGAUCCCUGACCAGUAUUGAGUGCUUAUGCCUACAGGGACUCUGCUGUGAUCAGCGUGCCUACAGGUAUACACCCACUAAAGCAAUCCAGUGUCACUGUGCUGAUCGUACAGCAGCUUCUGAUCUAGGGAAAAUGUUUAAAUGUUUAUUAGGUCAUGUUCCUUUAUAAAUAGACAGCUGGCAGCAGUUAACCAGCAUGAGCAUGUACAGAUUGAACCACUCUUUCCACCAGCAAAAUAAGUGAAAAUUUGCCUUUCUUUCCCUCAUGGCUUAGGCUUAUCCCAUGACCAUAAGACCCAGGGCUUGUGAGCACACACACUGCAGCCCGUCUUCUAGCACACAACUAGGAUGAUGCCACUAAUCAAGUUUAUGAAUCACUUUCUUCUGUUUUCCAUGCCUUGGUCCAAAAAAAGAAAGAGAGGUAAGUCAGAAAUCCAUUUUUAUAAAAACACUUGGAAACCACUGGUGCCUGUCUACCUCCCACGAAAUCUCAGAAAUCUCUUCUCCUAAUGACCUGUAAGUGCUGGAGGCCAAAAGAAAGCAGAUAUUGUGGAGAGAAAGGCCUGGCAAACACACACUUCACCUGUUUCCCCGAGCAAAGCUGUAGGUGUGGAGGGGAUCAGGUUGUGCAACCCCAAUAAAGCCUUCUCUUUUAGGCAAGCACAGACACAGAGCUCGGGGUUUUCAUGCUCUUCCAGCCUGCCCAAAUGCAUAGUGCAGGCUGGAAAAUAUCCCCCAGUUAUUUCUACUUCAUGAUUGGAAGUAGGAGCCGUAACAUAUUGAAGGACCUAAAGGUAAAGGAAAAAUCUACCCUGUCUUGUGGCAAGAUCUUUGGGCAGUUCAUUGUUCUUCCAAAAAUCUGUGUCUUAUUUUUGCUCUGAAUUAGCUGGCUUCAGCUUCUGCUGGAUCUUGUUCCGCCCGUUUCAAAAAGACUGAGUAAGUCUCUGCUAUCAAAAUCCCUUUUUUCUUGUUGGUGCUUGCAAGUCGUCGUUGUAUCAUUAAAUAGAUUGAUCUUCAAUCUGUAAAGUGCUCUGUGCUGACCUCACUGGUAGCUCUUGACUCCACUUCUUUGAAAAUUUUUACAUCUUUCUGAAAUUUGGACACCAAAGUUUUCAGCAGCGAGUGGUAGUAGAGUCAUUAAUAGUGUAUGUAAAAGUAAAACCCUCUGGUUUUGAUCUAUAUUCUCUGUUCCCCAUUCAUAUAUCUCAGGGCCAGGUCUGCUGACUUAAGAGAGUUUUGGGGCUGUUUUGUCCGGUUGGACUAUUGCCACUUGGCCUUUUUUUCCAGUCAUUGCAGUCCAGAACAGCUGCUGUCUCACACCGUACAUUGCUGUCUCUUAACAUGAGCUGCUUUGCCUUCCACGUGGCUCCACUGAAACAUGUACUAUUCAAAGAAUAUUCCCGCAAGCAAGUGAUCCAGAUCAACCCUCAAUGACACUUCCCUGCACUGUUUGUCCAUUCUCCAUUUUUUGUUUUAUCUGCAAAUACAUUGAAAUGUUGGAAUUCAUCUAGA
This is a messenger RNA of Aquila chrysaetos chrysaetos, 6863 nucleotides long. It is a transcript of the gene ENTPD1, whose product is annotated as ectonucleoside triphosphate diphosphohydrolase 1. Gene Ontology annotation, biological process: nucleoside diphosphate catabolic process. NCBI's taxonomy places the organism in Eukaryota, Metazoa, Chordata, Aves, Accipitriformes, Accipitridae. The transcript has 14 exons. Bases 2904 to 4541 code for a protein of 545 amino acids. Gene Ontology annotation, molecular function: GDP phosphatase activity; UDP phosphatase activity. The record is from RefSeq and is a predicted model, not a curated record. Gene Ontology annotation, cellular component: plasma membrane.